AUGGACUCCAGCGAUCGGGUGCGGGCGAACAGCCCCCGGGUCAUCAUUCACAAAUAUGCGAAGAACAGCGAGACAAUCAAGACUGCACCUGCCGAAGCGGACUACCCAAGAUCGUAUGACAAGAACUGGACCCCUCCUUACACCGCCAUAGCAGAGGCGAGGGCGCUUGUCAACUUCAAGAAAGCCUGGGAAGCUAAUCCAGCUGAGGAGUUCCUAGUGGUCGAUCUCACCGAUUUCGAAAUCUAUCUAUCACCGAACGCGAAGCAGUUUGCCAAUGAGCUCACGUCUCUGGAGUUUCUGGAUGUCCGCGGUAGGGAAUUGUGCUUCGAUGGAAUCCUCGCUAUUGGAGAGGUGCGCCACUACGUUCGAGCGGUGCGCGUCAAAGUAUACUCCAUUGAAGGAUACGGAGAAGAGGAUCGCCCAAAUACCACCAUUUUUCUCCAGUCUCAGGAAGCGAACCACGACCGCGACUACGAUAUCUGGUAUCGGUUAAACAGCCCCGCUCGCCGCUACAGAAGAUUCUACGAGCCGUUCAAGUGGGUUGCCACCUUUGGAAAGCAUGUUAUUGAUUACCUGGAGGCGCACGAAGACUCUAUCAGCCUUGAGAGUUUCCGGAACGACUUUCAUCAGUGGCUGAGCCACCGGUUCUUGAACAAUGCUGACUUUACCGACUGGCUCCGCGAGUAUGGCAGAAUCGACUUUUGCAUAUCAGUCCACGCUCAUAUCGAUUAUCUCGUGCAAGAGGCCAUCAAGCCGCAACCUAUCAUCUGCACGAAAACGAUUACCACUCCUCAUACUUUUCAUUGCUUCAAGAAGAGGUAUUUUGCGGAAGAGUUACUGGAGAUGGAGCCAUCGGACGCUGUCCGGCAACUUCAAGAUCGUAGGAAACGAUUAUUGGGGUUUCCCAUAGAUCCGCCGCCCAAACAACCAAAGACGUCUCCUAAAUCCAGCCUCUUCCGGCUUCGGGAUCUUCGGCCCUUCGUAGUCGGCGAUGUUGUUGCUAUCGAGCCAAACGAAAGCGAAGAAAAGCUCUGGCGGAAGACAGCAACGAAUGAAGCGGUCCAAAGGGAAUGGGUUGCGUACAUUCACAGGGUUGAAAUGUUAGAGGACAACACUCAGCAGUUGUUCGUUCUCUGGUUGUACCAUCCAGAAAACACUACAAUCUCCACAGCGGACUAUCCCGUUGAGAAGGAGCUGUUCAUGUCCGACCACUGCAACUGCAACGAGCCAAAACUCCUUUCGACCGAUGUCACUAGUCGACGCACCGUCGAUUGGUUCUCUAGAGCGUUCGACACUGAUAAGGACUUUCUGGUACGGCAGACCUAUAUGCCCGAGGAAGCCCAUUUCAUCACGCUCCAAAAGGCACAUUUCGGAUGCGACUGCACGAAGGGAGAUACAGGGUCGGUUCAAAACUGUCGCGUUGGAGAUAGCGUAUACAUCAAGAAGACCAAUGCUGGACGUCGUAUUCUGGAGCCGGUGGUCAUCCAUAGUGUUGACCAUACAAACAAGGAGGUCACAGUACGGCGACUGCUUCGAUUGAAGAGGGAUUGCCCAGACACACUCGGGAAUACGCGAAAGCGAGGGAUCGCAGAAAAUGAGUUGGUCUGGACUAGGGAGCUCAUCAAGGUUUCGGCUCAGCGUGUCGAACGCAGGUGCUACAUCAAGUUCUUCUCCAUAGAAGACGUCCUCUCCCACAACAUACCCUUUCCCUACAAUCGAGGAGGAGCAGGCGACUUUUGGAUCUUAUCAACCCAGCGGACAAUGACCGAGGAUCAACCAAAAAUCAAGCCUCUAGCAGAGGCGCCUAUAUCCCUUAUUCAGGGGCCAAAUCCCACUAUGAAGCCAUCCUUCGAGAAGUUGCCUGGACUCGGCCUUUUCAGCGGUUGCGGAAACUUGGAUCGCGGUCUUGAAGAAGCUGGCGCAGUUCAAUUUAAAACGGCGGUCGAUUAUAAUGCGGAAGCUGUGCAUACUCUGCGAGCGAAUGCGCGCUACACUGACCUCAAGCUCUGGCUCGGUUCGGUAGACGACUACUUGGCGGCUGCGCUUUCUGCAAGCGAUAUGGAAGAAUUCGCAGUUAUUGCUGCUGGGAGUCCGUGCCCCGGGUUUUCAACUUUGCAACAAGACUGGCUCAGCAAGCAGUCGCUCAAAAACGCAUCGCAUGUCACUACAUUCUGUUCUUUUGUCGACCUCUACCGACCUAAGUGGGCCCUACUAGAAAACGUGGUAAAUAUGGCCUGCAAUAGGAAGGGUUAUGAAGGGGAGCGAGUCUUAUCGCAAAUUGUGGCAUGCCUAGUGGCACUCGGUUAUCAAGUCCGUCAGUUCAUCAUGAGUUCUUGGAAUUACAGGGGCUCCCAGCAACGUUCGAGGCUCAUCGUUUCCAUUGCUGCACCGGGUCUUGCUCCUAUCAUCGCACCUUGGCACACACACUCCCAUCCGGACAGUGCUAAAAGCAGGAGCAUUGGGGAGCUUUUGACUGGUCAGAAAUUUGGCGUGCAUGAAGAGUAUCCAACUCCCUUUGCUUUUGUCUCUGCGGGAGAGGCCAUCGCUGAGCUCCCAAACAUUGGCAAUGGGAAGGUGCAGACUUGUAUUCCCUUCCCAGACCACAGGCUGCACAGGCCAUUAAAUCGCGAUUACCAGAACAUCAUCAACCGCGUGCCUACGCAUCCUCCAGGGCAAGGGUUGGCUGAUGCUCUGAGACUGGGCCUCAUUCCCCCCGACUUUCCCGGGGUCAGGAAGGAAAUAGGAAAAGCGUUCCGUCGUAUGACGAAGGAUGGCUUGAUCUCCACCAUUACCACGAAUCCAAGUCCACAUGACGCUAGAGGUGGUGCCGUGGUGCACUGGGAGCAAAACCGGCCACUCAGUAUCGAAGAGGCGAGACGCGCUCAAGGCAUCCCACCCGACGAAGUCAUCAUCGGAUCCCUCAGCGAGCAGAUCCGAAUGGUCGGGAAUGCCGUUGACAGGCACGUCGCCGAACCACUGGGACUAAGUCUGCGGCACGCGGUAGAAACCAGCCCCGCAGAGAUAUUGAACGCCGACAAGGUUUCAAGCGAUAAGGAUACAGGUGUUAUGACCGAUGAUACUGGGCACACUAUACGUCUCAACAUGCGGAUUACGGCUUCCUCUUCUCGUCAGCCUCCCGAAACAACACUCGAAAGUAAAUCUGGCGCUGUAGAGCCUUCUGACAACGAGCCGAGCACGACGGGAGGAGUCUUAACAUCAGACACUAUUUUUGAGAGACUAUCAAAGAGUGUCUCAGGUUUUCUGCGGCCUACCUUCUCGGCAUUGUCUAAUCACUUGCCUGUCCGAGGCAAGCGAGCAAGGGAGGAGUUCGAUGAUGUUGAAGAGCGGCCUCACCUCCCCAGUGAAGAGUCUUCUAGGUCCUCCCUGAGCAAAAGAGCGCGACGCGAGGAACAUUUGGAGCAGUCCGGCAUCACUCCCUCAAACGGCAUUCCCACAAAGCUCACCAAGCCCGGAUCAAGGCCACAUCACCUCGACCCUUGUUUCGAGAAGGCACCCUCUAGGAAAACCCGACAUUCCGGACUUCCAGUCCAAUACGUUCCUCAGGCGUGGGACAAGGUGCCGGAGAAAGGACUAAAGAAGGCAAAUGAGCAGGGCAGGCGAGCAUACGCCUGACAGGAUAGCAUGUGGUGGUAUCAGUCGUCAAGUUAGAACACAGGAGCAUUUGAGCGGCGUUACUCUUUGCUAUCGUCUCAUCGUGCAUUACAGCGGGGAAGCCCUGGUUAUUGGAGGAUAUCCGCUGUGACUCUUCACUAGCGUUCUGCAUUCAAGAUACCCAACUCUUCAGCAUAAACAUUCUGAAC
Molecule: messenger RNA, 3821 nt
Organism: Trematosphaeria pertusa
Lineage: Eukaryota; Fungi; Ascomycota; Dothideomycetes; Pleosporales; Trematosphaeriaceae
Product: S-adenosyl-L-methionine-dependent methyltransferase
Exons: 4
Coding region: 1-3633 (1210 amino acids)
Cellular component (GO): nucleus
Molecular function (GO): chromatin binding; methyltransferase activity
Source: RefSeq, a predicted model, not a curated record